Messenger RNA from Corythoichthys intestinalis (scribbled pipefish), 4082 nucleotides. RefSeq names its product 1-phosphatidylinositol 4,5-bisphosphate phosphodiesterase zeta-1-like. Bases 174 to 1868 code for a protein of 564 amino acids. Lineage: Eukaryota; Metazoa; Chordata; Actinopteri; Syngnathiformes; Syngnathidae. Gene Ontology annotation, molecular function: phosphatidylinositol-4,5-bisphosphate phospholipase C activity. The transcript is spliced from 13 exons. Gene Ontology annotation, cellular component: nucleus. Gene Ontology annotation, biological process: lipid metabolic process; phosphatidylinositol-mediated signaling; release of sequestered calcium ion into cytosol. The record is from RefSeq and is a predicted model, not a curated record.
AACAAGUCCAAAUUUUAAUAGCGAUUGAAUUUGGGGGAAGGGGGAAAAAAGGGCAGAGCAAGUCUUGAAAUCACCCUUAGCAUGUUAAAGAGUUUUCACUGCAUCUGAAGGAACGAAGAUGUCAAUUACGUCUGCGCUUCAUCAUUCAAGUCGAGGGACUGCUACAGAUCAAAAUGAGAAAGAGCAAGGCCCCAUCGACCAGAAGAGGAGAGAUCCAGAACCUCUUUAACAAUUAUGCCUCGGGCCAGACCACAUUACCUGCCUCCUCCCUACUCGGGUUCCUCCACAAAGAACAGAUGGAGCUCGAUGCUGAUGAGGCCGCGGCUGAGAGUUUGAUCGAGAAAUAUGAAAUCGAGGAGAAGGCCGUUGAAAGUCAGUGCAUGACAUUUGAAGGCUUCCACCGCUACAUGGAGUCCAAAGACUGCUGCAUUUUUGAGCAGACCCACACAUCUGUCUACCAAGACAUGAACCAGCCGCUAACAAGCUACUUCAUUUCGUCGUCACACAACACUUACCUUAUAGGUGAUCAACUGGUAGGCAAAAGUCACCUGGAUGCCUAUGUUAGUGCUCUGAGGAGAGGUUGCCGCUGUCUGGAGAUAGACUGCUGGGAUGGGCCAGGUAUGGAGCCCAUUGUUUACCAUGGUUACACCCUGACAACAAAGAUCCUCUUCAAGGAUGUAAUCACAACAGUAGAACAGCAUGCCUUCGAGGUGUCUGUUUACCCGGUUAUCCUGUCUCUGGAGAACCAUUGUUCCAAGGAGCAGCAGGAAGUCAUGGCCCACUACCUCACUUCCAUACUGGGGAACAAGCUGCUAGAUGUGCGUUUGGAUCACCAAACCACGGGAGACCUUCCAAGCCCGAACGACCUAAAGUAUAAGAUCCUGAUCAAGAAUAAAAAGCUAAAGCCGCGCACUAGGAUAGAAGGAGCAUCAGGGACAGAGGCAGAAGACAGUGCAGAUGAGGGUGAGGAGGAGGAGGAAGAGGAGGAAGAAGAUGAGGAGGAGGAUCAACAGAGCAGAUCAAAGUUCUGGUCCCCGAGAAAGGCAGGCUCAAAGAAGAAAAAAAAGAGGGUGGUGGUGGCGGAGAAACUGUCCGACCUUGUCAUAUACACCGUGUCUGUCAAGUUCAUCAGCUUUGGUCACUCGAAAGACAGUCAGAACUCCUGUGAGAACACAUCUAUGGCUGAGAAAAAAGCCCGCAAGCUGGCAAAAGUUUCAGGUAAAGACUUUGUUCUACACAACCAGAGGUUCCUAAGUAGGAUUUAUCCAGCGGGCUCCAGGACGUCGUCAUCCAACUACAACCCACAGGAGUUUUGGAAUGUUGGCUCGCAGCUUGUGGCACUCAAUUUCCAGUCCCCAGGAUUGCCUAUGGACCUUAAUGAUGGCCGUUUCCAAGACAACGGAGGCUGCGGCUACGUCUUGAAACCCGCCGUGCUCAUGACCAGCGAAAGGUGCUUCGAUCCCAGCUGCAGUCAGCGCGGCAUUCCACCAACACAUUUGCUGCUCAAGGUGAUUAGUGGGUCCAAUCUACCAUUACCCAAGAGCGGCAAGACUCUGGACCCAUUUGUCAGAGUUGAGAUUCAUGGGAUUGGAUCCGACUGCAACAGAAAAAACACAAGCACAGUCAAAAACAACUCGCUGAAUCCUUUUUGGGAUACCGACAUGAACUUCCGCAUCAGCGUUCCGGACCUGUGCCUGGUCCGUUUCUGUGUCCGAGACCAGACCGGCUUUCUAUCCAGUGAUUUUGUGGGUCAAUACACGCUUCCCUUCAGCAGCUUAAAGAAAGGCUAUCGCUGGGUCCCACUUUGGUCCCGAGACGGAUGCAGCUUGGAUCCAGCGUCUCUUUUCGUCUUUGUCUGGUAUUCCUAAAAAGAUCUCAAAUCGACACUCGCAUGCUUAUAGAAAAACAAGUGCCACCGACGGAGAUGAGUGCAGCACAGCAACACAACAAAAAGAUGCAAAUAAAUCAGACGGUUGCAUCUGCUGUUAUAAAUACCAGUUUUAUUGUUUGAAAAUAGAUGUGCCAUAUUCCUGCUAGUGCUGCACAAGGGAAAAGACCAGAAUACUCCAACAAACCAACAUCUCUAUUUUACAGCUUGUAUAAACUGAAGUGAAGGGGAAAAUCCCUGGAGUGAAAUUGUAGUUUCCUGGUGACAAAAUUAAUAUUUGAAGCCAGAUUCAGUUAAUGUGAGCAAAGUUGUUUUCCCUCUCAGAACGAUAAAUGCUAUGCUUUUAUUGUGGUUGGGACCUAACAAGUGGUGCCAGGUUACACUAACACUCCACUUAGCUCUACUAUGAAAGAAAGGAUCUUCUUUUUUCAUGCCCCAAAGCAUUACUCUUUCUCUCCCACGUGAGGAAUCCAGCAGGGAAUCAUAUAAAUAGCAUCCACAGAGGUAUACAUUAUUGAAGUAAAUCCAAUGAAGCAAAGUCUAUUUCUGUCCGGCUUCAUCACCAAAUCCAAAAUCCCAUAAAUGAGACUUUCAGAGGAGAGCUGAGCAGGCCUGUCAGCUGGAGGAUGGCAUGAAGAUAACAUGAGGACCUGCCCGGCAUACCUUACAGCUCUGUGGUAGCUGUGUGGGUGGUACCCACUCAUGUGGGAAGUGUAGGUUUCAAGUUAAACUUAAGUCCCAUGGGCCAGGUCUCGAAUGUGUUGCCUCCAUGAAAGUUAGUCUCCAGUUCACAUGUGAGUCGUUGCCUCAUGUACAAGUCAUACACAAGUAAAUGGACUGCAGCUCAACUUUAUGGUUAUCGUUGUGCUUUUGGCUCAAACUUGAAAAAUGCGUUAAUACAGCAGUAUUUCAACAGCCUGCAGAUACAAUAACAAAUGAAGCUUUUUGAACUGUUGUUGACAAAAUAAUAUAUUUGAGCUGUUGCCGUUCUAUUAUAGGUGUCAUCGACUCUUGUUUAAACCAAAGUAAAAAUUUUGGGGAUUCUUUAAAAUGUAUAGUAAAGUAAAAAGCUACAAAAGAAAUACUCAUCAAAGUUAAAUCCAGCUGAAUUGUCAUGAAGCAGUGAUUAUUUCAUAUAACCUACACUUAACUUAAAUUACUACUUAAUUCAUGCCGGUUUUGUCACAAAGAAAUCAGUGCCUUUCUGCCAUGAAUAUCUAUCUAUAUAUAGUAUAUAUUUGAUAGUGAUCCCUCGCUACUUCGGUCUUCAAACUUAGCAUCUUUAGUCCAUUGUGGAUUUUUUUUACAAUUGAAAAAGAAAUAAAUAAAUGCAGUAUUUUAUAGAGCUUUCCCGAUCCGAUCACGUCGUCUUUCACUCUCGCUCCUGCCGCUUUUCUUGGUCAGGCAGUGCACUGGAAUUGCUUCUCAAAGUAAACUAUGAUUCACAGACGUAAAUGUUUGAUUUCGCUAUAGACGCAUGGAAGCCGAAUUUUCAAAGCGCAGCAUAUGUCAAUCAUCGUUUAAUUUGUUAAACAGUUGCUGUGGCAACUUACUGUAAGUGAGCAGCUUGAACAGAUAUGAGUGGACACACUCCAUGAAGCAUUCAAUAAAGACAAGCAUUUUUCUAUGUUGUUCUUGUUUAAAAAUAAUUCAGUGGUAACGUUUAAAACUUAUCAUAAUUAUUAUAUUUGAAAUGAUUAAAAAACAGUUAUUAAAAUAUAUAUACAACCGUCCCAAAGUUUGGGGUCCCUUUGACCCCAAACCUUUGAACCGGAGUGUACAUAAUGAAAAAUCCCAUAUGAUACACUCCCCAAACUUUUGAACGGUAGUGUAUAUCCCUAAAAGUUUUUUUUCUUCCCAUUAUACUUCGGGGGAAAAAAGGGGAAAAAAACGUCUUAUGUUUUCCAAUGCUAAAUCUGAAUAAAUAUAUUGAACUUACAACUACUUUGCAGAUUUUCACAUCACGGGGAGUUCUGGACUCCAUUAACCGCAAAAAAUGAGGGAUCACUAUAUAUACAGUCUCCCACAAAAGUGAGUACACCCCUCGCAUUUCUGCAGAUAUUUAAGUAUAUAUUUUCAUGGGACAACACUGACAACAUGGCACUUUGACAUAAAUGAAAAGUAGUCUGCUUAUAUAAUAGAGAAUUUAUUUCCCCUCAAAAUGACUCAAAAUAUAGUCAUUAAUAUCUAAACC